GAGGCAGUGAGCAGCAUAGGUCCACCGUUAGUCCAGCAGCAGCUAUUCAUUAGGACGGGGGGACAGUGGACCGAGGAGACACACAGCUGUGGACGUUUCUACCGAGCCAAUGUUAACCUCCGGAUAGUCUCCGUUCUGCUGGGCUGCUCUAGCGUUACCAGGGGGGGGUUCGGAGCCAGCUUUCACGUCGCUACGCUGGUGUUCUGCGGUGGAAAUAGCCCCCAAAAAUGUCGUCUCCAAGUCCGGGUAAAAGGCGAAUGGACACCGAUGUGGUCAAACUCAUCGAGAGCAAGCAUGAAGUCACCAUCCUCAGUGGACUCAAUGAAUUUGUAGUGAAGUUUUUCGGACCACAAGGAACGCCGUACGAGGGAGGUGUGUGGAAGGUGCGAGUAGAUCUUCCCGACAAAUACCCUUUUAAAUCACCAUCAAUAGGAUUCAUGAACAAGAUUUUUCAUCCCAACAUUGACGAAGCGUCAGGGACAGUGUGCUUAGAUGUCAUCAACCAGACAUGGACAGCCCUUUAUGAUCUGACCAACAUCUUCGAGUCGUUCUUGCCCCAGCUCCUGGCCUACCCCAACCCCAUCGACCCCCUGAACGGAGAUGCGGCUGCCAUGUACCUUCACCGGCCAGAGGAGUACAAGCAGAAAAUCAAAGAGUACAUCCAGAAAUAUGCAACAGAGGAGGCUCUGAAGGAGCAGGAAGACGGGGCAGGCGACUCUUCAUCCGAAAGCUCCAUGUCCGAUUUCUCAGAAGACGAGGCCCAGGACAUGGAGUUGUAGUGAUGGGAGGGCUCCCCAUCCCUCUCCCUCCUUUAACCCCCCACACCCACCCCACCCCACAAAGACUAUAUUUGAUUUCCUAACCAUGAGAAAGCAGACUUAUAAUAUUCAUAUUUAAACAAGUUGAUUUUUUUAUUAUUAUUAUUAUUAUUACUACUAAACAAGGAUUUUUAUGGAUAUCUAGCCUUUGGUGUGUUUGACAGACACCCUCCCAUUCUGUAGCUGUUUUUCCCUACAAAGAUGUCGCAAAAUGCUUUCACAUUCUCUCCCUGUUAUCUCCGCAUUUUAAAGGUGUGUUACGUAGUGGUAGGCAGGAAAAAUCCCCCCCAGUGAGCAUCUCAGUUCUGUACUCAAAUUUUACUUUUUUUAAAAAAGAGCUUUCCAGUUUUACCUGAAUCCUAAGUUCCUCUCUUUUCCCGCGACGCUGACCGAAAUCCGACCAAUGUUUCAUUAGCUCCCCCCCCACAGAGCUGCUUAGGUCACUGCCUGCACAGCUCUUCAAUAUUUACCUGUAGUCAAGACAGUAUUUUCAAGGCGUACAAUUACACAUACGAGGUGUUUGGAGUCAUAAAAAGCAAAAACAUGUAUUGAUAUUGAUUGAGCCAUUAAAAAGAAACGCCUUUCUUUCUGGUUCAGUUUGGACGAUAACUUGGCUGUUACUAAACUUUUUGUUACACUCUAUUGAUCUGCUGCAGCUACAUGCCUACAU
This is a messenger RNA of Limanda limanda (common dab), 1488 nucleotides long. RefSeq names its product ubiquitin-conjugating enzyme E2H (UBC8 homolog, yeast) (gene ube2h). Gene Ontology annotation, cellular component: nucleus. Gene Ontology annotation, molecular function: SUMO conjugating enzyme activity; ubiquitin conjugating enzyme activity. NCBI's taxonomy places the organism in Eukaryota, Metazoa, Chordata, Actinopteri, Pleuronectiformes, Pleuronectidae. The record is from RefSeq and is a predicted model, not a curated record. The transcript has 7 exons. The coding region runs from base 228 to 779 and encodes 183 amino acids. Gene Ontology annotation, biological process: protein sumoylation; ubiquitin-dependent protein catabolic process; protein polyubiquitination.